CAUGCCGCAAUCCAGUGAUCCACUAUCCAGUCACUUUAUGUAUGCUACAGGCAUGAGGUGUGAGAAAGGCCUGAAUAAUGAAUAGAUAGAUAGUUAAUGAGAUUUAUACAUAUAUAUUUAUAUAUAUGUAUAUAAGCCUGUUAUCCCAUGCAACAAGAUCACAGUGACAUAUUUUGUUAUCAGACAGUUUAGAAGUUCAAGUGAUGGAGUUCAGGGGUGGAGCUUACGGGAGCUUAGCUAUGCCCGCCCAUGUACCACACCCACUCAAUCUAGCCCCGCCCACACAGAUGCUGCCUUCAAGUAGCAAGCACAUGUAUUUAGGUGGGGCUGGAAUGAGCAAGUCAUCUAAUAUCCAACCUUCUUCCCCUUCUAUCCCGAGAAUGGACUCGUCCAACAAUUCUUUUGCUGCUGUGUUGCGGGAUCUGGCCAAGAAUGCGGGAGAUCUUGAACAUAGAAAUAAACUUAGUUCCUCCCCUUCUCCUUCAUCAUCUUUGCUAGAUGUUAGAAAGGGGUUUUCCAGCAGCGGAGCAGGCCCCAUUUCUUAUUCGUCCUCUCCGGUCUUCUCUUUUCCUUCAACAUUUUCUGUCUCAUCUUCCUCUCCUUCCUCCUCCUCCGCAUCCUUCUCUAAUCCAAUCUACUCCAAUACAUCCCUCUUCUCUUCAGCUCCAUCCACCUCCAAUCCUCUCCUAGACUCCAGUUUUAAACCCUAUAGAACCAACACCUCAACCCACCCUCUCCCUCCAACCAUCUCACACUCUGGUCUCCAUUCUAGCCUAGCUCAUUCCUCCUUACCCCCAUUCUUGUCCAUGCCAGGACAUCCAGCCUUCCCCUCCCACCUUCUCCCCCUUCCCGGUCUUCUGCCUGGUAUCUCAACUCUACCCUACGGCUUAGAAUCAGAUCCUCUUUACCGGGCUCAGCUCCACCACUAUUUAAACUUGAGUGGAGCCAGAUCUCAUCUUUCUCCUCUACACACCUUCAAUCCAUACCCUCCCCACCCAGUCCAGGACCUGGAGACAGUCCAAUCUCUCAGGAUGGGAUUAAACCCUGCUCCAGGUCCGGAGUAUAAUAGGGAGGAGGGGAAAUAUUCCAAACAUAAAGUUAAACCAGGACGAAGUUCCUCGGAUAAAUUUAAAUCUAGUUUUAGUAAAUCCAACAUUCAGAACAAGAGAACUAAGAUUGUUGAUCUUGACUCCAGUGGAGAUGAUAUAAAAGUGAUUGAAAUAGAUAGUGCUGUGACAACAAGUACGACGUUGACAUGUACAACCGCAAUCUCAACCUCAAUGACGGUUUCAUCAUUAACAUCUGUAGUAUUUUCAUCCACUCCCAUACCCUCAACUGCUCCUAGUGAUACAUUGUUAGGAACGAAAAUACCAAAAAUUGAGCCGAAAACUGAACCUGAUGCAAAUUUUAUUCCAAAAUGUCUUUUCGUUCGUCCGUUUGAAGACGAUUACUCUCCAGUUCGUCCCGAGAGUAGGAGCUGUGAACCUAGUUCAGGAGUUUCUCCGAGCUCAGGACUCCGAGUACAGACCUUAAAGUUUGAAAUAAGUGAGAGAAAGGUUGAUGAUCAAGACAGUGAUUAUGAAUCCAUGUCCAGUGAUAGUUCAAUUAAACGAGAAAGUUUAUGUGAAAGUUUGAAUAAAAGUGACAGUUUCAGCUCCUACCCGGAGAUAUCCUCCGAGGAUUCGUCCUUCUCUUGUAAACUGGAGAAGGAUUCGUCCUACCAGGUGAAGGUGGAGGAGGAGGUGGUGGUGCAGGAGAGUAAGGAGAUGAACGGGUUCUCCUGCAAGAUGGAGGAGGAGGAGGAGAAUGUGGAGGAGAAGGAAGAACAAGUCCAUGUUGUGCCAAGUCUAGAAGAUCUAACUCUUUGUCCAACAUCAGGACGCUUAAUCCAGAACCUGGAGAAGGAUCAAGAGAGAAAACAAUCUGCAUUUCAAGCUGAGCAAGAUCCUAAACCUAAAACUGAUCCUGACCUGGAACCUGAACCUGAACCCUGCUUUCCAAGUGCAGAAGAGAAGAUGGAUUAUCUGGGAUAUCUAAACCUUGUCACCCAUGAUAAGAAGAACGAUGUCGAGAUAGCAAAGCUGGAACGAAGACGGGAAAUUCUCCGAGAAUGUUCUCCGAGCCCUCCCCCUCCCUCCCCAGAGACCAAAUGUCCCUCCCCGGAGCUACCCCUCCCCUCCAUCCCUCCCCACCUCUCCAGACUCCCGGAAUCACACGCCAAGGCGAUGUAUCUUUCCGCAAUAGGGUUGUGUCGAAAUACAGAAGAACAGAAGUUAAAUAAUGAGAUAAUUUGGUCGGCCAUAUUGGAUAAUAGAAUUCAUCAUAAACGCGAUAAUUCUUCGAUGAAUGUUUAUUUUAAAAGAUUACGCGGGAUGUCGAACUCCUUCCUGCGAGGGGUAAAAAGGGACUAUCACGGGACCUUCCUAGCCCCCAGCCCUGAUUCCCAGACUAUACCCCUGAGCACUGCUUUGUCCAUCCUGAACACAGACUCUGCAAUGUUUAGCUCCGGGUCUGAUGGUUCUCAGCUAGAGAGUAUCACGAUCCAUGAUUCCUCACAAUCCUUUCAUCCCGGAGAAACUAUAGAUCCUGCUCAUGUUGAGUCCUCUAGACACACCUUGGAGUCUUCCACAACACAUCCAGAGUCUUCCAGGCUCUAUAUAGAGGAAUCCGUUCUCUCCGGAGAGGGUUCCGUCUCCGGGUCCCCUCUCUCGACAAUGCAUCCUGCUGGGUUGUAUCCUGUAUCCCAGCAGGUACCCGGAGAACAGCUGAAACUAAAUUCUCUAGAGACUACUCCGGGUUUAGGGUUUAGUAUUAAGACUGAGGAUGGGAAGAGGAUAAAAUUGAGUAAGGACGUAUCUCCGGAUACUCAUCUACACUGGCCUGGAGUUGAUGCUGUUAUAGAGUCCUACAGAAGAUAUUCAGAAGAAUGUGUUGAGGAGAAAAGUGAAUUAUUGUCCCGACAAAGCAGGAUCCAGGCUCAGAUGAUGUCGCAUAGAAACCAGGUCGACAAUCUGUCGACCCGGCUCUCAAGUCUAGCCAGACUUCAACAGACUCUAGUGUCGAACCAUCAAGUAGACGAGGAGUCUCUAAGAACUUUAGUCGCAAAUAUAAUGAGCAUAUCUCAACUGUGUCGAAAGUCUCCAGUCAAAUCCUCGCAUAAAAGUCGGCUAGUUAAAGAUGAAAGUCGAAACUGUUUGUGAAUUAUGUCAUACAUUUAACUAUACAGUGAUAAGAAAGAAAGCUGUCAGAUAUUUAGAUUAUGUACAAAUUGUACAACAUAGAACUGGAUUCUAUGGUAGAUUUACAUUUUACAUGUACCAUGAAGUACAUAUUUGUUAACUAAUGCAACAUCAAAAGGUUGUUUUAGACCCUGUUUCUUCUUUUACUGUUUCUCUAUUUGUACCCUUGUAUGUUCCAAUGCACCGAAUUCAAAUCUUAGAGAACACUGAGAUUAUGUACAAGAUGUUUUUUUAUUGUAUGUACACUAUCUCGAGAUUAUGUACAAGAUUCAAUUAUCUGUAUGUAUACUGUCCUGAGAUUAUGUACAAGAUGCAAUUGAUUGUAUGUACACUCCUAAAUUAUGUAAAGAUGCAAUUAAUGUAUGUACACUAAACUGUACUGAGAUUAUGUACAAUAUGCAGUUAAUUGUAUGUACACUUUUCUAAGAUUAUGUACAAAGUACAAUUAAUUGUAUGUACACUACACUGUACUGAUAUUAUGUACAAGAUGCAACUAAUUGUAUGCACACUAAACUGUACUGAGAUUAUGUACAAGAUUCAAUUGAUUGUAUGUACACUGUCCAAAGAUUAUGUACAAGGUACAAUUAAUUGUAUGUACACUACGUACUGUACUGGGAUUAUGUACAAGAUUCAAUUAAUUGUAUGUACAAGAUGCAAUUGAUUGUAUGUACACUGUCCUAAGAUUAUGUACAAGGUACAAUAAAUUGUAUGUACACUACACUGUACUGAGAUUAUGUACAAGAUGCAAUUAAUUGUAUGUACAAUGUCCUAAGAUUAUGUACAAGGUACAAUUAGUUGUAUGUACACUACACAGAACAGAGAGUAUGCACAAGAUGCAGUUAAUUUUCUGUGAUACUAAACACUGCUGUACCCUAACCAUUGUACAAACACUCAGCUGUGCACACUGUACACUGUUCGUUGUACAGCUAAUGUUUGUUGUAUACUAUACAUCAAUGUAAAGCAUAUACUAGUGUAGUGUAAAUAUAUAUGCAUAUAUAUCUGCAUAUAUAUGUUUUAUGUAUGUAGAUUACACUACUGUACGUAAACUGUACAUUGACAAGUUCUGCAACCAACCAAUUCUUCCAUUCGUGCCAUUUACAUCAUGUACAUUGUACAUCGCCAUUGUACAGUUACACUGUGCACUGUACACCUUUCACUGUUCAGUGUAUAAAUAUUUUUUCGCUUAGUUAACUAUCCUCUUUAUUAAAGAGUCCCAAUAAAUAUGAAAUUGUGUGACUCAAUUAACGUUUAUUGAAACUCUCCGUANCCCC
Messenger RNA from Eurytemora carolleeae, 4510 nucleotides. RefSeq lists its product as uncharacterized. NCBI's taxonomy places the organism in Eukaryota, Metazoa, Arthropoda, Copepoda, Calanoida, Temoridae. The record is from RefSeq and is a predicted model, not a curated record. The transcript has 7 exons. Bases 204 to 3200 code for a protein of 998 amino acids.